Messenger RNA from Phacochoerus africanus (Common warthog), 2166 nucleotides. RefSeq names its product potassium channel tetramerization domain containing 11 (gene KCTD11). Lineage: Eukaryota; Metazoa; Chordata; Mammalia; Artiodactyla; Suidae. The transcript has a single exon. Gene Ontology annotation, biological process: protein homooligomerization; positive regulation of neuron differentiation. The record is from RefSeq and is a predicted model, not a curated record. The coding region runs from base 153 to 851 and encodes 232 amino acids.
UUUCUUCUCUUUCGGUGUCCCCAGUACGCCUCAAAAUUUCCCCUCCUCCUGUGCCCUCUCCGCCCCCCGCCUUUGGGGGCCCUGUGACCCUGAAUGUGGGGGGCACGCUAUAUUCCACCACUUUGGAGACGCUGACUCGAUUCCCAGACUCCAUGCUGGGGGCCAUGUUUAGGGCCGGUACCCCCAUGACCCCCAACCUCAGUCCCCAGGGAGGUGGCCACUACUUCAUCGACCGAGACGGCAAGGCCUUCCGGCACAUCCUCAACUUUCUGCGGCUGGGCCGCCUGGACUUGCCCCGUGGAUACGGGGAGACGGCGCUUCUCCGGGCAGAGGCUGACUUUUACCAGAUCCGGCCUCUCCUGGAUGCCUUGCGGGAACUAGAGGCAUCUCGGGGGACCCCAGCACCCACAGCCGCCCUGCUCCACGCAGAUGUAGAAAGCAGCCCCCGCCUGGUGCACUUCUCCGCUCGCCGGGGCCCACACCACUAUGAGCUGAGCUCUGUCCAGGUGGACACUUUCCGGGCCAACCUCUUCUGCACCGACCCCGAGUGUUUGGGUGCCAUGCGGGCCCGAUUUGGUGUGGCCAAUGACGACAGGGCGGAGGGAGGCCCACACUUUCGUCUGGAGUGGGCCCCCCGCCCCUCGGAACUCCCGGAAGUGGAGUACCAGAGACUGGGGCUGCAGCCACUGUGGACUGGGGGGCCAGGAGAGCCACGGGAGGUGGUGGGCACCCCGAGCUUCCUGGAGGAGGUGCUGCGGGUGGCCCUGGAGCACGGCUUCCGUCUCGACUCCGUCUUCCCUGACCCCGAAGAUCUGCUCAACUCCCGAUCUCUGCGCUUCGUUCGGCACUAAGAACUGAACUGGGAACGCUGCCCUCUGUUUGACCGGGGCGGGGGGGAAGGGGAAAAAGAAGGGGGUGCCAAAAGGGAUGAAGGCUCUCCUGAGGCCUCUUCCUGGCUCUGCUUGGGGAGCUGUGAGAGUCAGGAGUCCCACUGCACCUGACUGGAGGCCAGAUAUGGGCAGCAAUCCCCAAACCAGAGCCCACAAGACCAGAGGGUCUGGACUGAUGCUAAUCCUGGGAGGGGUGGGGAAGCUUCCCUUGGCUGUUUCUCCUCUGAGCCUGGGGACCUCCAGUGUUUCCUUGCUUGGAGCUCGGUAUUCAGGGUCUGGAAAGGUGGAGACACUUCUCUUGCAGGGCUGGGCUUAUCAGACCUGUGGAGGGACCCUCAGGGUUUGGGGAAAGAGGGUCUUUGGAUUGCUUUAAUGUGGUCUCCUGGACUGUGACUUCUCCUGGAGCUGGUGGCCUGGCCUGGCCUGGCCUGACCAAGGAGAGGCCAGAACACUCUGACACACGGGAAGGGAGAUCCUUUGCCAUGUCCCAAGCCACCACUGAGGGAGACAGAGAGGCUACGCCCCACCCUAGGUGGCCACAAGGGAGCUAGGAGAAUCCCCAUUAACUGUGGGGCCGGAGCAUCCUUCCCAUUUUAAAGGAUCCCAUAUUGAUGGUGGGGCUGCCCAGGGGGGAGGCGGGAGCACGUUCUUGGGUCCUGGCCUGCCUUCCUUCGCUUCAGGCAUGUGUACGUGCCUGCCAGCCAGUGGGUCAGAUGAUGUGUGGGGCCCUCGCCUCCUGGCUCCCAUCUGUGUUGCUGGAGAUGGUGUCUGUGUGCUGGUCUUUCUGCGGGCUCUUCAUGUGCAGGCUUGUUCGGGGUUGCCUGGCAACUGUUCUGGCACCAGGUGUGCCAGCACCAUGGGUGUAAGCAGACUGAGAAUUAGUUUAAUCACAGGUGUGCAUGCACACAUGUGUCUCACAUCACCACGUUGGCAGGAGGAGCCUUCGGGGCCUUGAGUCACUAGGCUCUGCUGCUGAGAAGUGAGAGAAGUCACCGGGCUCAGCCGGGCCUUGGAGCCCUGUAUAGAACUCUCGGUUGCUAGGGCAACCAUGAGCCUGUUGCUAGGAGAUAGCUGGGGAAGGCCCAAGGCUGCCCAGGGCAGAGAGAUGAACAGAGGAGUUUGAGAGAGAGGGGGAGGCUAUGGAAAAGGAUGGGAUUUCUGGGUCCCUGGGGGAUGGGGUACUCACAAACGACUUCUUCACUGGGGGAGUCGCUUGCUAUUUAUCACUGGUCACGAUUUACAAGAAGACAAAUAAAAUUGCUUUUAGAACCGCGAA